AUGGACCCUUUCUCUGAGCGACUUAAACGGCUCGAACGAGAAGCGACAGCAAUAUUCGAGGAUACUGGAAUUCGUAUCCAUCCCUGGGACAGGGUAUUCUCCGAGAAUCUUGCAAAUGUCGCCAUCAAUAUCUAUCGUCUCAUCGGCGAAUAUGUCAAUACCUGGUUUGGCGACAUAAACCCUGAGUACUGGACACGCAGUACCCUCCAAAGUCUGCAAACUCUCCUUCUUCACGCCAUUAGCCAUAUCGAUAACCGAAUCAACGGAAAGAGAGGCUUCGCCAGAUCAAGACUUACUUGGCAUCUUCAAAACGCACGCCUUGCCUUCUCCAUUUAUCACCACCAAGGCCCCACGGACGCGACCGCAGCCGACGAGAGCGACAAAUCUGAGGUUAAUCCUUCUAUUCCUACACCUGAAAGAACCCGAACGAAUUCCGUGACCCGCAAGCAUCCUGCAGCUGAGUCUUUCCUGGAGACUUCCCCCAAGCAGCCGCGCCGGCAGGAGAUUACUGUUUCAGUGACGACAGGCAAUAACACUGGGCUCCGCUCAACUGAUUGCGACCUGAUUCUAGAACUAAAACAACACCAAGAUGGCGCGAAGGAUAGCUUCCUAAAACUGCUACACAGACUUCCCAUCCUCUCAUCAACCGCCGUCGACGAACUAGAGCGUGAACGUGAGGUCACAUCCGACCGUAUCAGAAGUCUGAACGAUGACAUGGCCAACGCCAAAGAGUCCUCAACUAAGCUCAGAGAUUCCGUUUCUACCCUCAUGGCCGACAUGGAAGCUCACGCAGCGAACGAGAAGGAACUCCAGAGCGCCAAGAACGUGAUCGAAGCCGCAGGGUCUGGAGUUUGGUCAACUGUAUGGAGAGUCCAUGAAAAGGCAAAGUCGAAUACAUCCGCCACCCUUGAAGAGAGGUCUCAGGAACUUGAGGAGGUACAGGCGCGACUGGGCAGGCUGGUUGAAGAGGUCGAGGAAGCUCAGGCAUCGAUGGACAUCACAGAUGAGAAGGUUGAGCAUGUCCCAGCCCAGUAUGAUGAGUACCGCGUUUUCAUCGAAUACAUGGCCCUAAUUUGUGAUGUAGGACCCAAGGGACUGGAGAGGGUGGUUGAUGCUUUGAGUGAGCAAGGACUCGAGUUUGAGACGUUGAUUUAUGAGCAUGUAGGUGAUGGACAAAGCAGCGUUGACAAUUGA
This is a messenger RNA of Fusarium proliferatum ET1, 1194 nucleotides long. RefSeq lists its product as uncharacterized. The record is from RefSeq and is a predicted model, not a curated record. Bases 1 to 1194 code for a protein of 397 amino acids. NCBI's taxonomy places the organism in Eukaryota, Fungi, Ascomycota, Sordariomycetes, Hypocreales, Nectriaceae. The transcript has 3 exons.